Messenger RNA from Pocillopora damicornis (cauliflower coral), 7573 nucleotides. Its product is annotated as sterile alpha motif domain-containing protein 9-like. NCBI's taxonomy places the organism in Eukaryota, Metazoa, Cnidaria, Anthozoa, Scleractinia, Pocilloporidae. The record is from RefSeq and is a predicted model, not a curated record. Gene Ontology annotation, cellular component: cytoplasm.
AUGGGCAAGGCCCGGUUAGCUCCAAUCAGAGAAAUUUCCAUCCCAAGACUUGAGUUAACUGCAGCAGUCAUCUCUGUGAAACUCAGCCAUGCUAUCCGUGAUGAAUUAGAUCUGACCGUGAACAAAGUCAUUUACUGGACAGAUUCCAGCUCUGUUUUGAAGUGUAUAAACAAUGAAACCAAGAGAUUUCACACCUUCGAGUCCAACCGCCUGACGAUUAUACACGAUGGUUCUGCUCCCCAAGAAUGGCGAUAUGUCAACAGAGACGAGAACCCGGCAGAUGAUGGAUCAAAGGGUCUAAAGCUAGACGUUCUGAUCAAGAACAACCGAUGGCUGACAGGUCCUAAGUUUUUGUGGAAAGGGGGAGAAUACUGGCCAAAGAUGAUUGAGGUUCCUUGCCUCAAGGAUGAAGAUCCAGAAGUCAGAAAGGAGAAUCAAGUUUAUGUGACAGCGGUCAGUUGUGAUGUCGUGGAGAAGCUUAUUCUGUACUAUUCAUCCUGGUGGAAGCUCAAGGUAGCAAUUGCCUGGUUGCUGCGCUAUAAACAGUAUCUUAUGAACAAGUUUCUACAACUCAGAGGAGGUUGCCCAACCACACAUGAUUCAGCGGAAGGAAGGAAUUACCUCAAACUUGACGAGCUUCGCGAGGCAGAGCAUGAAAUCAUGCGCUAUGUUCAACGCAAAGAGUUCCCUGAUGUAACAGCUCUCCAGCCAGGAGCGGAUGAAAGGUCAGUAAAGAGGCUAAUGAAAAAGAUGGGAGCUUCAAUAAGCAAGUUAAAUCCUCAAGUUCAAGAUGGAUUGCUGAGAGUAGGAGGCCGUAUUGGACGUGCGCCUUUGUCUUACGAGUUGAAACACCCAGUUAUUUUGCCCUACAAGCAUCACAUCACAGAUUUAAUAAUCAGAGCUCAUCACCUCAAAGUGGGACACAUGGGCCAAGAGUCAGUUCUGUCGUCGUUGAGACAGAAGUAUUGGAUUUUGAAGGGCAGAUCUGCAGUGCGCCGGGUGCUAAGCAAGUGCCUUGACUGUCAGAAGAGAAGUGCAAAACCGGCAGAGCAGUUCAUGGCAGAACUCCCAGCAGAUCGCGUGACUCCAAGUGAACCACCCUUUUCAUAUGUUGGAAUCGAUUGUUUUGGCCCAAUCGAAGUGAAACAGGGAAGAUCACACAUCAAGAGGUACGGCUGCCUCUUUACAUGUUUAACUGUACGUGCAGUACACGUCGAGAUUUUGCACUCGCUGAGUGCCGAUUCUAUGAUAAACGCCUUGAGAAGGUUUAUUAGCAUGCGAGGUUGCCCCAAGGAGAUUCGAAGUGACAACGGAACAAAUUUCACAAAGGCUGACAAAGAGUUGAGAGAAACUGUACAACUCUGGAACAACCAAAGAAUCAGUAAUUUCUGUGCUCAGAAAGAAAUCAAGUGGACAUUCAAUCCACCAGACGCGAGCCAUAUGGGGGGACCAUGGGAGAGGAUGAUUCAAACUACUAAGCGAGUGUUGAAGGCUUUGUUGAAGGAACAGUUGGUGACAGAUGAAGUCCUUUCUACUGUCAUGGCAGAAGCUGUCAACAUUGUCAACAGCCGUCCCUUAACACGCAACAGCGAUAGUUCCUUAGAUGAUCAGCCAAUUACCCCCAACCAUUUGUUGCAUUUGCGCCCAACGCCCAGUUUACCGCCAGGUGUGUUUGACAAAGGAGAUCUUCACUGCAAGCGUGCAUGGAGACAAGCUCAGUAUUUGGCUGGUGUGUUCCGGCGGAGAUGGUCCAGCGAGUACUUGCCAACCCUUAUGGAGAGACAGAAAUGGAAGAUGCCUAAGCCAAACAUCAAAGAAGGGGACUUGGUCCUAUUGGCAGAUGAAAGUUACCCUCGUGGCCAGUGGCCGAUCGCACGUGUGGAGGAAGUUGUUGUCAGCAGAGACGGGUAUGUGCGUACCGUUCGAGUGAAGACUGCCUGUACAGUGGCGACUCGUGCUAAGAGAAGACGCCGCAGAGAGCUGAAGACUAGCAAGGUGGAAUUUAAAUCUUUUGCAGGUGCACCAUCCUCACAUCUUCCAUGGAAAAUAAUGGAAAAGGCAAAAAAAUUCAUUUGUGCCUGUUUAAAUGGCGAUAGAAAAGGUGUCAUUUAUUUUGGAGUUGAAGAUAAUCAAAGAGAGGGUUCAAAAUUUCGACACGGAGAAAUAACUGGACUCGAUGUUGAAGAUAUCAAAGACGACAUCACGAAAGCAUUUCAAGAUUUACUCAAUAACCACAUCAAGAGUGACGGUGGACCACUACAAAAAGGAGGAGAGCAAGACUGUGUAAAUCUAUACUUUGUUCCCGUUAAAAGCGAAGGAAAUAAAGUCGAUCCAUAUGUGAUAGAAAUUGAGGUUUCCAGAGAUUGGCGAUUCUGCAAAGAUAAUGUCUAUUACUCUAAACGCUGGAUCGAGAAGAAGACAACGGAUGAGAAAAAAGAUGCGAAUGGAAAGAAAGGACUUCACGAUCUCUUCAAAGUAAAGGAUGAGCUUGAUGAUGUGGCAAUCAGGACCAAUGGGGCAUCGGCUUGUGUGAAACAAGAUGAAGUACGAUGGCAAGUGAGAGAGCCUUUAAAGACAAAGUUCGAUGAGUGGAAACGAGAAACAUCGGGUGCCAGUGACUUAACAGUUGGACAACGCCCUGAUGAUGCAGACUUUCAAAGGUUCAUCCCCAUUGUUAAAGACCGAUUGUAUGAUUUGGAUUUCAAACAGUAUCAUUACGUUCUUAUUGCCAACAAAGUCCCUCCCAAGUACAGAGGAACUCCUCAUUUAUCUUUUCUCCAAAAUAUUCCUUGGAUGGCUGUUUUUGACUUGUUUGAUCCUGCCUCAAAGAAAGAUGGAUUACAUUUUAUUUGUAAUGAGAUGAAUGACGCACCCAGAGCAAAUAUUACAACUCUGGAUGACUUCAAAGACUUUUCGCCUGAUUGGAUUGAUGACAAGAACUGCACUUUGUUCACAAAAGGAACGACUUGGAUUUUUCAACCACAGAAUCUUCAAGACAAAGAAUGGAUCACGUGUUCAGCCAAGUACUAUUUCUUCCAUGCUCUGUCCGCUCUCAAGCAAUACUCUCCUCUCAAGCGACUGAUUGUUGUUAUCCUUGGUCUUGGGGAGAACGCGAUCACGGAGAUGGCAGACAUAUCAGAGAGCUGUUUCACCAUACUUGGUGGGGACGUGGCAAAGAAAUGUGUUACCAUCAUCAUUGAGAAUGAGCCAGUUUUAGAUGCAUUAAUGAAGGCUUCAAAACCAGCUUUACAAAAACGACUCAGAGAUUGCUCUAUUAGCAAUAUAUCGUGGGAGUUACUGAAAGAAAUUGUUCGCAUGAUGGUCGGACCUGCUGAGUUUCAGGAAAAAGGAGCUACUACGAUACUCCCUUUCAUCACAGGUCCCAUAGAAGUACUUAACAAAAUUAUCCACUCCUGGGAGGAUCUUGAAAUUUAUUGCCCAAAUCCUCGAUUAACAAAUUCAACGGAAGAAAUUGAAAAAGCAAGAGAGACAUUCUACAAAGGAGGACAAGUCAGCCAGGUUAACUUGCUUCACAACCACAGCAUUCAAAGGACCCACGAGGAAGAGCUAAUUCAGAAGAUCGAGCAAGCAGUCAAUUCUCUGAAAGCAUCAGCCCGUGAUUCUUGCUCUGUAAGAACAAUCACUCUUCUCUUUGAGCCAGGAUCGGGAGCAACAACUCUAUGCCGUAGAAUUCUCUGGAGUAAACGCAAAGAUUAUCGUUGUGCUGUAAUCAAGUCAAUUUCAAAGACAACAACUGACUUUCAAAUCUCAAAAUUUCAAGCCUUUGGCUACGAUGAACCUCACAGCAUUUCACCUCCUGCUUUGAUCCUCAGUGAUAAUUUCCCCGAGAUCGACACACAAGGCUUGUCGGAGCGAUUACAAGAGAGAGGAACAAAAUGCGUUAUGAUCGCCACCUAUCCUGUCGGAAAAACUGGUGCAGACACUACUUCAGAUAGCAAACCACUGGGCCAACUGGAUGAAGAUGAAAUGAUCCUUGUAAAGGACAUCCUUAUCAAUGUGACCAACGACAAGGGACGUCGAAGGGAGGCUGAAGAAGUGCUCGAGAGAGAAAGACGAUUUAUUUGGCUUGGAUUGGAGCUCUUCGGUCGGGAGUAUGUGAAGAUUGAGGAACGAGUUCGUAAUCACAUCCAGAGCAUUCUGUCUACCCUCGGAGAUUCUCGUGAGACACAUGAGAGGCUGCUCCAUUUUUGCUGCUUCCUCCAUUUUUAUAGUAAUGGUGCAGACAUCUUGCCCCACUCAGUUUUAGUUGACUUCCUUCAAGAAGAAAGUGUUGAGACAGAUUCAGAGUGUGCUCAAGUGUCGUAUAUUCACGACAAAUUCGGAGGUCUUAUUCUCAAUGAAUUCAACGAAACUUACGGGUAUCAUGGCUGGCGACCUGCACACUCCCUUGUCAGCGAAUUCGUCAAAUCACAAAUGAAUGGGAAAGAAAUUGCAGAACAACUUUUAGAACAUGCCGAUAGAGGAAAGGCUUACGUCAACAAAUAUUUAAAACAACAACUUUUCCAGAUUCUGUUGCAUCGUGAAAGGGUAUCUAAUGAAGCAACCAUUCCGCAUGAAGAGGACGUGGCUGAAGAUGAAAUGAGUACUAGUAUCGAAACUGAAGAACAAGGAUCUUAUUAUGUCCGCACCCGGUACUCCCCGCUGAUACUGGAAAUUCUAGGGGGAGAAGAUGGCAACCGAAGAACAUUAGAUUUACUCAUUACGGUUUGCCAAAAGGCAAGGAAAACGGAAUAUAAAGCGUUUGCCUGGCAGUAUUUGGCAAGAUUCAUUGGUUAUGAGAUGCGAUUCAAAAAUUUUGAUGGAGAGGACACUUUACACAGUCGUCUAUUUGAUGAAAUGAAUUUAAACAGAGAGGGGGGAGCCAUGCAGUCCAUGCCGGAAACUGGUAUUCAAGCUGCCCACGUUGCAAUUGAUAUCGCUAUUAAUCUACAACCCAAAUAUAGAAACCAUUACACGACCAAAGGUGCUCUGUACAUUCUACGCCUGAGAGACCUGAAAGCUGAAUCUGGACAUGAUCUUGAGGCUUUAAUGCACGAUGUCAUUGACAUAGGUCGCAAAGCACUGGAGGUGUAUGAUCACGCAAUACCGGGAAAACACGGACACAACCUUUACUCCGUGAUUGGCAAAAUACAAGUCAUUGUCCUCCUCCUAAAAAUCGUGAAGUCCUUACCUUGCUUCUAUCUGGAGAAUAACAGCUACACAAGGUAUCUCGAAGGGGGAAAGAUCCCAACAGGAAUGGCAGACGUGCUUCUGCAAGAAGAUCACAGCUUUAUACAGAGCCUUGGUCAAAUCACUCUGGACACACUUAACGAACUUUUUCAGGAUGUCAAAUACAAGCUGCUGACCACCUGUGAUGAAAAUGAAACAAGGCGCCUAAGCUGCACAAAUGUCAGGGCAUGCAAGUUGCGAAGAGAAUUUUACGAGAUCACUGAAUUUGACCGAAGUGAGAUGAUGGAUACCCAAGAGGAGUUAUCAUCCCAGUCUAAAGAGGCAGCACUCCACCAUAGGCAAGUGGUACAAGAUGUCCUUUUCAGGGAAAAUGAAACAUCUUAUAGUGCCUGGUGCAACCUUGAUGACGAGACAGUUUUAAGAAUUUAUAAUCUCCUAAAACAAGUUUUUCAGCGGGGUCGUGGAAACCAUGACGACAUGGUGAUUUUCUGUCGAGCCUGCCUGCGUCUACAACAAACGAAAGUACCAGUUGACGAACUCGAGAGUGUUGUGCAGAAGUGGGUGAAGAGGAAUCCUGAUUCAGAGUGGGUGCAUCUUUUUAACUAUAUGAUCCAUUUCCCAAUUCCAAAUGGAAGUUUGGCAACCAAUACUUCAGAGGCAUCAAAGUCUGUCGAAAAAUGUUGGAGAAACGUUCGUCAGAGGAGAGGCAUGGGUGCUCGUAAAUCUGCCACAGAGUACUUUCUUGGAAAUGGCAUGGGGCUCUCUGCCAUAGUAAGCCGUCAACAGUUCCCAGAGCUAGAGAAAAAGCUGGAAUCAAAAACUGACUUCUGGAGAAGCAAAGAAGUAUCUGAGACACUCUUGCGAGUACGAGGUCAAAAGAAGUCAAAGGGAAUCAUAACAUAUCACGGAAUUCAACUUCAUUUUGACGACUCACUUUAUCCAAGAGAGAGUAAAGACGACCUCUGGUUUUAUGUUGGCUUCUCAGUCGCUGGUCCUUAUGGAUUUGAUCCUAUCGACAAGGACACUUAUAAUUCCAUCAUGAACAGGAAGCAAGGGAAAAGAAGAACACCACACUCAUCCAUGAGGAAGUCAAAGUUUGGUGGUAAUGCUGCAAAGAGUGUUGUUCCAUCGAGAAGAAAAAACCAAAAGGUCAAUCAGCUAAGAAGAAUUCCUGCUAAUGUAGAAGCCCACACCUCUUUUCAGGACGGUAAAAAGCUACCAAGGGAACUUGCCUCCUGUCCAUCUGGAUCGGAAAUCUACUCCCAGUCAGCCAAUGAAGCUCUUGAUUUGCCUUUAGCUGCCAGUAACGAGUCUCCGAAGUCUGGAAUGAUGGGUGCUUCAACAGGCACCCACAAAGACGGUGCAAAUACCACUCAGAUAUGUACUUACGCAACUGUGGUAAAGCAAACAGCUGCAAAAACCCAGGCACAAGGUCUGAAACCUAGCCAGUUACCCGGCAGACAGACUUUGGUUCCUCAAAAAGGUGGCUCAUGGAAAGCCGUCGAAGGGACCCAGGGAGGAGUGACGCAGGAGUUCCAGCCAACACACGUUGAUCAGGAAGGACGACUGCACCAUGGUUUUAAGGUUCUAGGGGCGUUUAAGUCUGUAGAAUGCAGGAUUCACAAAGGCCCUCGUUCCCUCCUUUCCGAUAUCGAUGAUUGUAGCUUUGCACAUUCAUGGAAGGGGGAUACGCGGCAGUUUGUAUGUAUCAUGUGCACACGAGAAAGAAAGUGUUGCAGACAAAAAGAGGAACAUAAAAAGUUUAUUUGGGACUUAGGCCCCUAUCUUAACGAAAACGGUACCUAAUGGAAAAACCCUUACGUCUGAUAUGAAUUAACAUAUUAAGGUACUCGUUCCUCGUAGUAAUAGUAGAGGAAUUUCGAUUCAAAAGUUGAUGUUUCUUAGAAAUCGCCCUUUAGGUUAUUGCAGGAUGAAAUCAGACAAAAUCAAAAGCUCCUUUUGUUAUCACGAAAUAGCUUACAAGACCAAACGUUCCCCUGUCUUUGUAUUAAGGCACAGAAGUAAACAAGCGGUAACAUUUAACACAUUCCACCAGUGGUUCUCUUUUACUGCAUUCCUGACAGUUUUUGUGCACAUCAAUUUUAAACUUAAACAUUAACAUGCUAAUCUAGGUUUGUAGUUUUACAUUACUUUCUAGUAACAAAAGGAUGUCAUUUGACCUGUAAAAUUGAAUGGUUAACCUACAGGUAGUCAAAGCAGUAGUUCAAACAAACAACAUUUAUUGAAACACUUUUCUUACUUUGAAAGCUAGCCUGUUUUUGCUCGAUUUAACGAUCAGAUUUCUCAAGGACCAAACUUAGCCUAAGUAAAACUUGAGUCCAAAUUACAGAUAUCUCGUAGCAAUAAAGCUGACAUCGCUCUA